CCCCCGACGUGCGAAAGCCCUGCUCAGUCUUCGCUGCGUCACAACGCUGCUCCUCCCAGGCCAGGCGCCUUCUGCGGCCGAUCAGCUUUCACUUUCUUCCCGAGACCAUGGGCGCUCUCCUGAGUGGUGGCCAGGACGGCCCGGAGCCCGCGCAGCCCCAGCCUCCAGCGCCGCAGGGUCCGCGGCAGCCUCAGCCGGAACCCGGCCCGUGGGGGCCGCUGGACGACGUGCGCUUCCUAAUCGCCUGCACGUCCUGGUACUGACCUGGCCAUCGGGCCCUCCUGGACCUGGCAUGGCCUGUAUCUCCUCACCCUGCCAUUUCCUGUCUUACUCCCUCUGGGCAGAGAUUCAAGAAAGAUCCUUGAGACUGAAGGUCCCUCAGGGCCACCACAGAGGAUUGCACCUCAACAUAAGACUUGCCCCCUUCCUUGACGGCCCCUAAACCAGCUCAUUCCCAAGCCCCCUUUCAGCUCUGUUCAUGCGCAGAUUUCCUGAAGCAGAAGAGCCAGGCCCAGAUGAGGCCUCCUGGCAGGAUCCGGGAUCCUGAUGCUGUUGAAUUCUGGUUUCUCUCACAGGAAUCGAGUUCCUGCUGCGGGAGUCCCAGGCCAUGGCCCCAUGUGCCCUGUCUCCAGGGAGGCCUUGCCACAGUGACCCUCCCAUACUCCUGAGGUUCCUGGGUGGCGGGGGUAGGGGGUUAGGGGAGGAUUGCUGGUUAGAAUGCAUGAUGCAGCUGCAGCAGUGCACCCCCAAGGCGCCCCUUUCUCCCCGAAGCUUCUUAAGGGCACAUAUGCCCUGGUCUAUGUUCUCACACCCCAGGGAAAAGACACUGUAUUUCUGUUUUAUUUAGAAAUGAUUUAAAAAACAUUGUACAAAGGCU
Apodemus sylvaticus (European woodmouse) is the source of this 877-nucleotide messenger RNA. RefSeq names its product MMP24 opposite strand (gene Mmp24os). Lineage: Eukaryota; Metazoa; Chordata; Mammalia; Rodentia; Muridae. The coding region runs from base 108 to 263 and encodes 51 amino acids. The transcript has 2 exons. The record is from RefSeq and is a predicted model, not a curated record.